UGUGGAAUCUUUUUUGCGUUCCAUCAUUCCAAGGUUGUUGUUAUCAUGAGGGUCUACCAAUUGUUCGCGGCUACCACGCUCCUUAGACUUGUAGCGGCCAAUUUUGGAGAUGUCAAACGUACAGACAUCGAAAUCGAUUGGAACGAGGCUAACUACAGCAAAAAAGGCUUUAACCUGGCUGGGGAACCGGCGGCUUUCCUUGAGUCGUUUCAAGGUGUGGAGAAAAACGAGACCAUUCCACAGUUGCAGGACCGCAGUACGGAACUGUACGGUCGUCAGCGGUGUCAAACUGGAUACGGCUACUGCUCUGCGUUUGGAAGAUGCUGUCCCAGCAGCAAUAGAUGCUGCGGGUACGGCUACUGCCUCGAGUCCGGCAAAACCUGCUGUCCGAACGGCCCUUGCGGCGCAGGACUGACUUGCUGUGAGAAUAAGUGCAUGCCUGACGGCGCUUCGUGCUGCCGCAGCGGUAACUACUGCGAAACUGGAAACAUGUGCGUUCUAUACAAUGGGCGAGGAGUUUGCUGCACCGACUUGCAGUGUACUGCAGUAGUUACAGGCGGUACCACUUCGUUCGCUAGGACAGCUACACAAGCCCCUACAGUACCGACGAUCACACAGCCGCCGCGGACGACUCAAGUCAUCGCCGAUAGCUUCACGACGUAUUACUGGACAGUGAGGUGGAGGUACUAUAGUUACUACUGGACGAUCUUCCAGGCCCGCAGCACAGUCACUUAUACAAUUACGACCUACACAACGAUAUACACCACGAUAGCGACCGAUGACAGUCAAGCCUCCGCGCUCUUCGCAGACUUGAGUAAAACAAUCGCUUUCUCAACGCCGGCGGAGGCGACCACGCUUGCGAGCUUACUCGAUGCGGCGCCGAGUCCGACUACAAUGCUGAUAACUGCUCUGGAUACGGCACUGGAAAGUACGUUGGUGGCUGGGCCGACGUCUCAAGAUGUUAAUCUGGAUUCGCCAGGCGGCGAUGAUACUACUCUCGGAGUUACGGUGGCUCGGACAUCGAGCUCUAGCACUUUUUCUAGCACUUUUUCUAGGACUGCGGCAAGCUCGAGUGCACUGGUUGCUGGAGGUGGUGACAGUGCGAGUGCUGCAGGUACGGCCGUUGUGCAGAUGGCGUUCGUUGGACUGGCGGCAUUGAGUGGACUCUUGAUGUUGUGGCUUUAGAAAGACUUGUCUUUCAGAAGUAUUGUCUGUUGUACAUUAGUCAGUGAAUGACCUCCGUGCUCCGGUCAUCUU
This is a messenger RNA of Didymella exigua CBS 183.55, 1257 nucleotides long. RefSeq lists its product as uncharacterized. Bases 46 to 1185 code for a protein of 379 amino acids. The record is from RefSeq and is a predicted model, not a curated record. The transcript has 2 exons. NCBI's taxonomy places the organism in Eukaryota, Fungi, Ascomycota, Dothideomycetes, Pleosporales, Didymellaceae.